Carlito syrichta (Philippine tarsier) is the source of this 954-nucleotide messenger RNA. RefSeq names its product olfactory receptor 52M1. Gene Ontology annotation, biological process: G protein-coupled receptor signaling pathway. Gene Ontology annotation, cellular component: membrane. The transcript has a single exon. Gene Ontology annotation, molecular function: olfactory receptor activity; G protein-coupled receptor activity. Lineage: Eukaryota; Metazoa; Chordata; Mammalia; Primates; Tarsiidae. The coding region runs from base 1 to 954 and encodes 317 amino acids. The record is from RefSeq and is a predicted model, not a curated record.
AUGCUCAGUUUUCAUAAUGUCUGCUCAGUAUCCAGCUCCUUCCGGCUCACUGGCAUCCCAGGACUGGAGUCCUUGCACACCUGGCUCUCCAUCCCCUUUGGCUCCAUGUACCUGGUGGCUAUGGUGGGGAAUGUCACCAUCCUGGCUGUGGUCAGAGUAGAGCGCAGCCUGCACCAGCCCAUGUAUCUUUUCCUAUGCAUGUUGGCCAUCAUUGACCUGGUUCUGUCUACUUCCACUAUGCCCAAACUUCUGGGAAUCUUCUGGUUUGGUGCUAGUGACAUCAGCUUGGAUGCCUGCUUGGGCCAAAUGUUCCUUAUCCACUGUUUUGCCACUGUUGAAUCAGGUAUCUUCCUUGCCAUGGCUUUUGAUCGCUAUGUAGCCAUCUGUGACCCAUUACAUCACAGCACAGUGCUCACUCAUAUGGUGGUAGGUCGUUUGGGGUUAGCUGCCCUCCUCCGGGGGGUUCUCUACAUUGGACCCCUGCCUUUGAUGAUCCGCCUGCGGCUGCCCCUUUACAAAACUCAUGUCAUCUCCCACUCCUACUGUGAGCACAUGGCUGUGGUUGCCUUGACGUGUGGUGACAGCAGGGUCAAUAACAUAUAUGGGCUGAGCAUUGGCUUUCUGGUGCUGAUUUUGGACUCAGUGGCUAUCGCUGCCUCCUAUGUGAUGAUUUUCAGGGCUGUGAUGGGGCUGGCCACCCCUGAGGCCAAGCUUAAAACUCUGGGGACGUGUGGUUCUCACAUCUGCGCCAUUCUAAUCUUCUAUGUUCCCAUUGUCGUUUCUUCCCUUAUUCACCGAUUUGGUCACCAUGUUCCUCCUCCAAUUCACACCCUGCUUGCCAACUUCUAUCUCCUUGUUCCUCCAGUCCUCAAUCCUAUUGUCUAUGCUGUCCGUACCAAGCAGAUUCGAGACAGAUUUCUCCAAAUCCUGAGGAUAAAAACUAAAAUUAAAUGA